AGCGUAUAACAAAAAAAUUCCAAAAUUUAUAAAUAUGAUACUGUUACUGAGAGAUAUAUUUUUGAAACUGUCAUUCGCAUGCGAAAGUAAAGCGUCAUCUAUAAAUCAUUACGUUAUUAAUUAAAGCUUUGGAAUUGGAUAGCGUUGAGCAAGGAUACCAGGCUAUUAAAAUUGUGUUUAGGAGUUGUAAUGUAUAGUUAUGGUAUACUGUUACUAAUGUUUUAUAAAACUUGCGUGUUGCAGUUACUUGUACACGGCACAUGUAAUUAUUUUCAAUGACAAUCUGAAGAGGCCACAACUUAGCAGUCUUUGAUCUGUGCAUGUGUUCUGAACAGGAAGCGACUGUAGAUAUAUUUUGAGGUCAAGCCAUAAGUUUAAGGACUUAUUGUGUUAAAAUCCAGGUUUCAGUUCCACUCAGUGAACAAAAUGCAGGAAAUGAGAAGAAGACAGCAUGAAGAUGCUAUCUUGGCCAUAAUAAGUAUCUACACAGCGGGUGUCGCUUUCUGCUGUAUGGGAUUAGUUUUGUUCUUCUGUUUGAAUCAUGUUUUAAUCACAGAUGAAACCACCCUUUCUUCAUUUUCAGCAUACAGUAGAAAUGGAUCCAAGCCAUUGCGUCAUCUGUUGGAAAUUUCUAGUACCAACUGCACUCCACCUGGAAUUGAACAAUUUCCUCAACCCCUUAUGAGAUAUGAAGUACGAAGGGCAGGAGGAUUAGCAUUACACAUUUUUGUUGCUCUGUAUAUGUUCCUUGGCUUGGCUAUAGUUUGUGAUAAAUACUUUAUGUCAGCUGUAGAGAAAAUGUGUGAAGUGUUUAAAAUGAAAUCUGAUGUUGCUGGGGCAACUUUCAUGGCAGCUGGCAGCUCAGCUCCAGAACUAGCAACAGCUGUUAUAGGUGUUUUUGUUGCUAAGGACGACAUUGGUAUUGGUACAGUUGUUGGAUCAGCUGUAUACAACAUAGCAUUUGUCAUCAGCAUCUGUGGACUUUUUGCUGGAAGGGAGAUUUAUCUGAAUUGGUGGCCAUUAUUUCGAGAUUGCUUUUUCUAUCUUAUAAGUAUCUUUACCCUGUUAUGGACUAUUUAUAAUGAAGAAGUUUCCUGGAUAGAGUCUGUGGUGUUGUUGAGUUUGUAUGGAGCUUAUCUAGCUUUCAUGUUUGUCAAUGAACGGGUGGAGAAAUGGGUUAAAAAUCUAUCCUGCCCAUGUGAGUUAUCAAAGCAUAAUUUUCAAGAGAACUCUCAUAAUGUGGUAUAUAAACGCCUCUGUGAUGAUGAGACGGUGGUUCUCGCUGAAGAUAUGGAGAAGAGUGAUGAUAAUGUAAAUGGAGAUUUGGAUAAACUUGAAAAUUUUACAAGAACUAAUGAUGUGGAAAACUUAUCCCCUUUCCACAUUCCACAGAAACUUCACAGAGCAUUUAUGUGGGCUAUUUCACUCCCUAUUACUGUACUGUGUUACUUCACUAUUCCUGACUGCCGCUUGGAACGCUGGAAGAACUGGUAUUUGGUCACAUUUCUCAUGUCCUGUGUUUGGAUAUCUGGACUUUGUUACAUUCUUGUUUGGUUUAUUACUAUCAUUGGUUUCACACUUCACAUUCCUGACACUGUAAUGGGACUGACAUUUCUAGCAGCAGGAGUUAGUGUACCUGAUGCAAUAUCUAGUCUCUUAGUUGUGCAGGAAGGUAUGGGAGAUAUGGCCAUUUCCAAUGCCGUAGGAAGCAAUGUGUUCGAUAUCCUUUUGUGCCUUGGAUUGCCAUGGUUUCUUCAAACAGCAGUCAUGAAGCCUGGUUCUUUUGUUAAAGUGUACAGCAAAGGUUUGACAUAUUCAACUGUGACUCUUCUAUCAACUGUGGUGUUUCUACUGGUGGCCACACACUGUAAUGGGUGGAAACUUGACAAAAAGUAUGGAGUGAUACUUUUUAUUUGGUACCUCCUUUUUAUGGUGUUGGCAAGCCUAUACGAGUUAAACGUCUUUGGUUACUUCAACCCACCUGAGUGUCCGAGCAAUUAUUAAACAGUACAGUUUCAUCCAUGUAUCCUAAUGCCUACAGAACGGUUAUGUGAUAUGUAUAACAUUUCUUUACAACUUCAGGGAAACUUCUCUACAUACGUACAUCAGUAGCUGCUAAACGGAAGAGUUUUAUUUGUCACUGUAACUUCCAAACUAGAAAAAUCAUGUAUUCAUUUUGUGAAAACACUAGAAUUAAAGUUAUUAUAAUAUUGCUACACUGCUUAAAACUUCUAUUAGAGUUUUUUUAUGCAUUCCAGUUUUGAAAAGGGAAAUGAAGAUGUGAAUUUAAGUAAAAAAGUUGUAAUAAUGGUAUAUAGUUUUAAGUCUGUAUUUGCUGUUACUGUACAUUUCAAUGAUAGUAAAUGGGGAAAUGUGUUUGCUCUCUUACUUCAGUCAGUGAGAGUGGGCAAAAUUUUGUGAAUGUUUGCUUCAUUUUUUUGUAUGAUUCAACUUGAUUUGAAAUUGGAUUGUAUUUACUUUAUUAUACAUACAUAUAUAUACGUUGUUGUUAUAGAAAAUAUAACGAGUAUUUUUAUGGGAAUGAGCAGCAUCCUACGGUUUAUCAAUCACAUUUAAGAAAUAUGUCUACACAUGUAUACUUUGUUAAUAUCUUCCUAUAGUUUAUGAUGUAUUCAAAAUAUAUAUGUAAUACGAGUACAACACAAAAUUAAGAAACUUGUUUUUACAUGGCUACAGACUUGUUUCAUCAAAACUGUUACCAAUAAACAUCAAAAUAUUGAUUAUAUUUGCCUUAUUAAAUAGUAUUUCAAUGUACAUUAUUAACAAUAUAUUUAUAUCAAAGUUUUUUUUGAACUUGUGUGGUAUUUGUGUUAGCGUCAUGAACUUAGGUAAGUUUUUGGGAUUCCAGUUAAUAAAAAUAAAAAGGGGUUAAAAACUUGGUCGGUAUAGGAAUGUAAUUUAAGAUAUAGAAAUAUAAAUGUAACUACCCAAUUUUUAGUUAGUUCUUUAUAUCCCUCCCUCUUCUCAAUGGCUCAGCAGUAAGUCUGCAGGCUUAUAACACAGAAUCUGACUUCGAUACUUGCAGUGGGCAAAACACGGGUAGGUCAUUGUUUAGUUUUAUGCUUAAUAACAAACAAAUCAUCAUAUAUUCAAAAAUUUAUAUAUUUUUCACUUUCCUGUUUCUGUGAUAUUCUGGAUCUAAUGCAUACUAAAUUUAAUAAGUGACAAAUGUUCUAAAUAAGUAUAUCUGAAAGUUAGUUCAUCUCUAGAAGUAAUGUUCCAGCUCCUGUGAAAGAUUCACUAUAACUGGUGGUAGUAGCAGAAAUUGGAUGUAACCUAACAGAAAAGGAAAUUGUACUGGAACCAUGUUAUUUUUGUUUCCAAAUUAAUCUAAUUUAAACCAAACAGAGUGAAAUCCAGAUUUUGUACAAGCUACUUUUCAGGAAAAGAACCAGGAGUUUAAUUUAAUCUAGUCAGCCACUGUUUAAUUCUUGAUGUUGUAAUUACUUAAGUAAUGGUAGUUACAAGCCAGUCGGAGAAAAUUUGCAUUUACAGUUAAGCCAAAAUGUUAUAUAGUAAUAGGCAUAAAAACAGAAGUUUGAAAAACUCUAAAGGGGAGGUUGUUAAAUAAUACACACACAGCCUAAUGUACUUUCUUAAGGACUCUUGCAUCAAAUGUUGGGUUUUUAAUUAUUUUUUAUCUUUCUACUGAUUUUGCUUAGUUUACCUUCAACUUGUCUUUUAAGUAAUCAUAUUUUUUCCAUUUUUCGUGAAAGUUUUUAGUUUUCAUUGAAGUUUCUGCGAGUUAUAACUAGUGACCCAUUUUGGGGUAUUUAAGCUACAUUCUUUUGUAAAUGGUAAAAAUUUUUUCACUGCAAUUUUGUAGGUUUUUUUUUUAAAACCUGUGUAAUAAGAUUCUUUUGAUAUUUCAUUAUGAACAUGUUUUUAGCAUAUUCUUUUUUGUCACACAAACAUUAAUUUUUUGGGUUAAUUUGUGAUGGCAAUUGUUUUCUUUGAUCGUAUGUUUAGAUUAUUAAAAAAUCUUGUUAAUGUUCUUUAUUUAUUUAGUAAACUGCUUCUUGGUCUUUCCUAGAAUUGUAAUUACUAGUGAUGCAUUAAGAAGGAUAAAGGAAUAACUGCUUGGUUGACUUUUGAAAAGUAAAAACAGGACAGAAGUCAUGUUCUUGUUAAAAGUGGGAAAAGUAUGUAAAGAUUUCAUUCCACAUUUUUCUAUCUGAAAAUCUUUCAGUUCUUUCUUUCCUCAAACUAUGUUGUACUUCUUGCCAAUUUUGGUCAAGAUAAUUUAACUUAAGCAUCCAAUCAGAUCAUUUAACUAAAGAUGCAGAUUGAUUGAUGUCCAGAUCUUACCCUCACAGAACAUUGAUUCAUAAUUCAGUUCCCAUGAAAGUUUCUGAAAUUUUUCUUCCAAGUUCCCAUAAACUAGGCCAAGCAUGUUGGAGUAUGGACCUGACAGUCAUUGUUCAAGUCCUGUUAUCACCAAAUAAUUAAUCUUGCUCUGCACUUUGGGGCCACAAUUUGGUCAGUCAAGAUUUCCCAAGAGCAAGAGUUAGUGCUGUUGACUAACUAUCUUCUCUCUAGUUUAUAUGUUUAAAAUUAGGAUGGCUAAUGCAGAUAGCUUUUGAGUAGCUAUAUAUGAAAAGAAAAAAAAAAACACAAACGUUUAUGCGAUCAAUUAUCUAGGCCUCUAAAAAAGACAAAAACAAUUGGCUGAUUGGUCAUGCAGGUUCUGAUAAAGGUUAAUUUGAUCAUUUAUUCAGAUCAUCAUGAUGGUAUUUCAUUGCAAAUUUUAUUAAAUCUUCUCUUAUUAUACAAGCUUCAACUUACUUUGUUUUACUCUCUGUGAAUGCAUUAUUAUACAAGUGAUUUUGUUGAUGAAUAUAUAUAUAUAUAUCAUAGAUCUGAAAAUUAGUUCUUUAAAACAUUUUGAUAGCUGUGAACUUUUUGUUAUCUACUUGUGGUUUCAUCUUACUUUCUUUCUGUUAGCCAUGACAUGGAAAAAUAAUUAUGUAUUAUAUUAUUUAUUUAUUAUUAUUUACUUAAUAAGCAAUCUCAAGUACUUCCAAGAUGCAAUUAAAUUAAUAAGACCUGAACAUGUUACAGUUAGGUGCAAUUAUUUUUCAGUUAUUUGGCAAUGUAAUAUAUUGUAAAGUAUAAUGGUCAUUGUUAUGCACAUGAAGCUGAUGCUGUGAUAGUCCAAUUUGUCUUGUGUUCUCAGACUAUCAAUAAUUCUCUGUUUUGUUGCUAAAAAUGUGAAACACCUUAUUCUAAGUAUUAAUCAGGCUGAACUGUUUCCUGAAUAUUUAAAUUUUUGACGCUUUUUAUGAGUUUGAUUUUUAGAUAAUUUUGAAUGAUUUUGUUUUUGUAGUGACUGAAUAAAAGAACUACUUUGUAAACUUAUGAAUUAAAUUUUGAUUGUUCCAUUUUAAUUGGAUUGAUAGCUGUGGGAGUGUGUGUGGUAAUAUAUAUUAAGGUAUGUACUUAACCUACAAGUAGUGAAGUUAUUGGAAGGAUAAAAAUAUAAAUUUUUGUAAGAAUAAGUAACAAAGCAGUUUAUUACUUUGUUGACUUUUCAUUUUUAUAAACAUGAGAUCAACCUCCAAGCUGAAAGCCAUAUUUAUGCACAUUUUCAGCUGCGGUGCAACUAUUGAAAAAAAUGUGUUGAGAAGUUCCAUGAUAGUUUUGAGUGAAUAACUCAAAUUUCAUGGUAUGCUAUUCUGGAGAUAUAACAUCUUCAUUCAGUACAGUUACAUUGAACUCCCUGUGUAGUUAAAGAGAAUUAUACACGCAUGUAGAGAGUGUUACCUGAAGCUGUCAGGCAAGUUAUGAUUGGGUAAUGUUUUUCUAUUGUUUGACACUACAAAAGAAUGCCAAGUAAGAAAUCAAAUUCAAUUAUGGUUAUUUAAACAUUGUGAUGUGUAUCUUACUGAGUCUUUUCCUCAAAUAUUUUAUGAUGAUGGUAUACUUUCAGAAAAAAAUUUUUCUUAUAACAUUGCAAAUAAUACUUUUAAAUAAGCAUCUCUACAGCUGUCAAAACUUGUCAAAUAGUGGAGAAUGGUACUGAAAACUUAUAAUUUUGAAAUUCCGAGGAAACAAAUUUUACCUCACUUCCUUAGCUAACCCAAAUUGUCAGUUUGUAGAAAAAAAAAUCUGACCAUUUUUAUAUAAGUUAUUCUUUUGUGGCUUACUGUUUACACAUUUUCUUGAAUUCCUUUGAGAUGUAUUUUAUUGAACCUUAAGAUAAAUAUUUCUGAUAAAACUUAAAAUUGUAACCGAUGUGUUUUAGUAUUCUACUCUCUUGUAGGCAUGUGUAUUUUAUGAUAUUAUAAUGAAAGCGUUUUUUCUUUAAUCUUUCUAGUUUUACACUGUUUAUCUUGAUGAAACCAGUUUCUAUAAAUAUAUGUAUCGCCACUGUGAUUAGCUAGCAUUACAUAAGCUUCACGUAGGACAGACUUCUUUUUCACUUGCUAAUAUGGAAUUGCUCAUCUUGCACUUGUGGUGUUCUAUUUGAUAUUUUAUCUGGUAAUUUUGCAGGUAUUUCUGGGAAAUUUGGUUUUUAUUGGUUAACAAGCACAAUUUUCACAUAAAAGUUGAUAUAAGGAUAUUGUGAAAAAAACAUUUUACUGGAACGAUUUAAAGGCCAAAUUAAAAUUACAAGUUUGUAAACUCACCGAGUUUAUGACUAGAAAUGGGUUUUAUAUAUGUUAUAUGGUGAAUGAUUAAUUGAUAUUUUAAGUAAAAACAUUUCUCAAGUAAUCCUUUUGUGGUUCUUGCUUCUGUGUUUGUGGUCAGUGUUUACUGAAGAUGGUAGCUGUGUAGAAGGAUAACUAAGAAGAGAUUAGGUAUUUUACUUAAAUUUUAAAUAUGUGAAUUUAAUAAUAUGAUUAUUUACAACAUUGAAGUAGGAUCAGUCAUAUACUGUUUUACUCUGACUUAAUAACUAAAACGUUGUUUGAUUUAUAAAGUAAACUUUAAUGUGUUUUUUUUCUUUAAGUUAAAGUGUAAAUGAUUUUAUUACAAUUGGCCAAAGAAGUGCCUUUCCGUGAAACAAGAAAAGUGAAGAAUUAGUUUAAAUCUGGCCUGAAAAGCAGAGUAUGACAGGAGUAAAACAAGAAGCAACUUGGCUUGUUAUAUGCUUCAAAAGUGUUAAGUAUGUUACUGGUUUUCAUCUACAGCUUUUAAUAAGUAACGGGCAGAAUGAAGUUUUGGUAAACUAGAAACAAAAUUUUAUAUUUUCAUGUACACAAAUCCUUUGCCAAAAAUUACUCACUUUUUUUGCUCUGAUAACCAUGGAAUCCUAAUUUCUCAGAGGUAUCUUAUGAUGAAGUGUAUUUAAAUGUAGAAUUUAUGCUUGUGAAAUUAAAUUGGUGCACUAUAUUUCCAUCUAUUAAUAGUAAUUCCAUAAUAAAUGUUGUUUUCCAUCUUUCAAAACUAUAUAUAUAAUAUACAUGGUUAGCUCUUUAUUGACAAUAUAUAAAAUUUUAGGCCAAGUUUCUUUCACUGAAAUUAUAUUUUUUUACGUCUAUUUUUUGUGACACGACGUUUUGUUUAUAGAUCAUGGAUUGGAUAUAUUUAUUUCAAUAUAUCGCAUGAAGGAUCAUGGUAUUUUAGCUUUGCUGUCUUGCAGCUGUUAUGAUCUGUAUACUUUGCAUUUUAAUUUACAGUGUAAAUUUAGGGAAAAAAAGAAAUAAAAUAUAUUUGUGCCUUUA
Limulus polyphemus (Atlantic horseshoe crab) is the source of this 7688-nucleotide messenger RNA. RefSeq names its product probable sodium/potassium/calcium exchanger CG1090. Gene Ontology annotation, molecular function: calcium channel activity; calcium, potassium:sodium antiporter activity. The transcript has 13 exons. NCBI's taxonomy places the organism in Eukaryota, Metazoa, Arthropoda, Merostomata, Xiphosura, Limulidae. Gene Ontology annotation, cellular component: membrane. Gene Ontology annotation, biological process: calcium ion transmembrane transport; intracellular calcium ion homeostasis. The record is from RefSeq and is a predicted model, not a curated record. Bases 427 to 2004 code for a protein of 525 amino acids.